AUGUCACCAUGAGUUUUGUUAGCUAUCAACACCUUACAACCAUCAAACUCAUUGAAGCCAACAAGACAUCUUGUCUGGUGUACUAUGAUAUAAACAACGGGAAUCCAUUGCCCAUUAUUGUUUAGUAUCUUUCACACUAGUUGCUAACGCUGAUGGUUUCUUAGGCUCUGUCGCAAUGUUUGUAGAAUUUCUAUUUCUCCUUUUAGGACCUUUUUUUUCCAAUGUCCUUCAUCUCCGCAGAUAAAACAACAAGCUUUGUUCUUAUCAAACUUUUGCUUUGGCUUGGAUCUUCCCCUGCCUUUAGAUUUUUCUCUCUAUUGAUUUGAUUUUCUCUAGUGUUCUAAAAGAGAUCUACCAUUUGUUAAAAUUCUGAAAUUAUAUUUUAGAAAUGUCAAAUGACACGUUUUAUAUAUAUAUUAUUAAAAUGUAGAGAAUAUCUUGGAAACUGUAAAACACCAUUUUUAAAAAGGUGUAAAACCAAAAUCUUUUCGCUGGUUGCCAAAUGAAAAGAGAACAAAAUCUUUUCACCUCGAAGACAUCAGACAAUAGUAAAUCACUCAACAAAUCAGUUUAUACGAAUCUGCCACGUUAAAUUGUCGCUUUGGUCUAGAGAGAUGUCUUUCUUUAUUUGUAUAUAUUAACUGUGUUAUGGACUUCUCCUUCUCCACGGAACACACACACACACAUCCCUAGAGGAAGAACAUGAGCAAUCUUCAAACUGUGUCGAAGCAACUGGAGCCAUGGUUUGAACUUAAAGACAAAGUGGUUCUUGUGACAGGAGCUUCCUCUGGUAUAGGAAGAGAGAUCUGUCUAGACCUACCCAAAGCUGGCUGCAAGAUUAUCGCAGCAGCUCGUCGUGUCGAUCGUCUAAAAUCUCUCUGCUCUGAAAUCAACACAACCGGAGUCCAAGCCGCUGCCCUUGAGCUAGACGUUUCAUCAGACGCAGCCACCAUUCAACAAGCAGUUAAAGAAGCUUGGAAAGUCUUCGGAAAGAUCGAUGCCUUGGUCAACAAUGCUGGAAUCAGAGGCACUGUCAAGUCUAGUUUGGAUCUAUCAGAAAACGAAUGGGACAAAGUAUUUAAAACCAACUUAAUGGGAGCUUGGUUAGUAUCCAAAUACGUGUGCAUUUUAAUGUGUGACGCUAAACAAGGUGGUGGCUCGGUGAUAAACAUCUCAUCCGUUUCGGGGCUCCACCGCAGUUUAUCUUACGGUGCAGUCGCGUAUGCUAGUUCCAAAAGUGGUGUUGACACCAUGACAAGAGCGAUGGCUAUUGAGUUGGGUGUUUACAAUAUUAGAGUGAACUCGAUCGCGCCGGGGCUUUUUAAGUCAGAGAUCACACAAGCUCUUAUCCAGAAAAAGUGGUUCAAGAACGUGACCGACAGGAUUUUUCCAUUAACGGCGGAACAGACCGUGGAUCCGGGACUCACCUCUCUCGUUCGCUAUCUAAUUCACGACUCUUCCCAAUAUGUCUCCGGCAAUGUAUUUAUCGUUGAUGCCGGAGCUACAUUGCCUGGUCUGCCCAUUUUCUCUUCUCUAUGAGUCCUAAAAUCUUUUUUUUUCUUUUUUUUUUGCUACAAUAAAUGAAAACAGCUUACACAUUAAGAGCAUCUAAAUAUUCAAAAGGUCUUUGAUUAGUUUACAUAUAUUAUAUGUAUGUUUGCAAAUCAGUUUAACAUGCCAUCAUUGGAUUCUGAAUCAGAGCUCAUCGUAUUUGAGUUCCACUUUAACUAGAAAUCUCUUCUCCAUCAAAGCUAUAUAACCACCGUCCAUGUUCAUACACUCUUAACUCAUGAAUCCCUGUCAAAUGAUCAAAAAUCCCAUUAACUCUCAUCAAUAAACUGAUAAAGGCAAGAAAAAAGGCAUAAUGAAGAUCCUCUUUCAUUCACUAUUCUUAGAACAUAGCAUGAAUCUUUUGGUACUUACAGAAUAAACGAGAACUCGGGUAGCAUAUAAAGAUCUAACCUCAGAUUUAUAUGUAUAUCCCUACAAAAGAAUAUUAAAACAACAGGUUCUUGUUGGAGAUCAAUUGUGGGAUUUAUGGAUUAAAGAUUGUUAUCUCGGUUUGCCCAAAUAAUGAGUGAUUAUAUUUGGAUUGGGCGUUCGGUAUGCAUAGAAACCAAUUUGGAUGUCAUUUAAUUUUAUGAUAGGCUGAAUUAAAUGACAAUGGUUCAGAACAGGUUAAGUUACGGUUUACUGGUUUGGUUGUGGUCUCUAGCUCACGUAUAUAUGAAAGUAUAUAUAUUCGGUUUAAUAUAUACUAUAAGGAGGGGAUGUAUAUAAGGUAGAGACAUGAGACCAUAAAGUUAAGGUUCAUAAGGUUGAAAAGUGGAUUUUGUCAUUUAGCUAGACAAAACAUAAGGAUUCUCUCUCACUCUCAUAAGGCAUACUUCCUCUAUUCUCUACUCAAGCUCCCAUUACUUAGUAGAGGGUCAUUCAGAUACGAAGAGCUAGAAGACCAUCUACCUAUCAUCUUUUUGUAAGAUGAGUUCAAGUAAGUGUGUCAAUCUUUCUUAAUUUUUAGUGAUAAUAUGUACACUAGUAGAUCAACGGGUCUAAGGAUUUAUGUGGAGUUGAUACCACCUCCAUUAAGUGUGCAUAAAUCCAUUAGUUCUAGUACUCAGCUCCAGUGAUUCAAGCAAAUAAAAAAAGAAUCUCCCUUAUAUAACUAUACUUCCACAUGAUCAGGACAAAGACAUGUGUUAUUCGUUAUUACCACGACGAGAUGAUCCGUUUGGUUAAAGAGAGAUGAUACAUGUUUCAAGAAAUUUGGGUUAUUUUCUUGACCUUGUGGAAUAUAUGUUGGAGAUGGAUUACAUCUUUGAAACAAGGCUCAUCAAGUAAACUUAAUUUGGUAUAUUUGACUGCUUAUUAUUUGGAGGAAAAAAGAAGUCUGGCUAUAAAAGAGGAAGACCUAGUUCAAAGAGAAAGCAUUCAUAAUCACACAGAAACCAGCACAAAAUCUAGUGUUUAUUAGCUUUAUUGUUCUUGCUGAGUUAUUUACUCUUUGCGAUUUCAUUGUCAAUCAAUAAACGUCUUUCAAAUAAUUCACCAUUGAAUUUGUGUGUACAUAUUUUACAUACUAAAUUCAUAUUAAACAAUUGGCACCGUCUAUGGGGAAUUAGAAAUAAACGCCAAGUCAGAUCAAAGAUGGUUGGAGAAGAUCUCACCAGCACGGGCAUUACCCCUCCGGCAAAGGAUCUGGCCACUAUGAUGACCAUAAUGAAAAACUGAUGGAGCGUCUUAAUCAACAAAUUGCUGCAAACAAAAUAACCAACAAGUGCGUAAAUACCGCUUUCACGCCACAUGUUGCAGAUGAUGUGGAACCCGAGACCACAAGACGGCAACUCUAAAAAAAUCUCGGCUGAUCUGCGAACGUAUGCAUAACUUGGCUUUCUAAAAGAAGUGUAAGUACUAUUCCGAGUUAAAAUAUUACUGAAAAUGUGUUGUUUGACUUGUGUUUGCAAUGUGGUGGUUAUGUCUUGAUUGGACACUUAGCUGAUAUAUUCGGUUGUGAUUCGUUCAAAUGAUGAAAAUAACUCAGCUAAAGUCGAAAAGAAUUUUGAUAUAUUUUCUAAGUUUAUGGAAUCUAUCUGACGAGAUGGAUAAACAUAACUUAAAUAUAUUAAAGUCGAGAAGAAACGCAAAAACGCGUAAAUGAGACAAGAUUCAUUACAAAAGAUAGAAAACUGCAAAUUUAUUGACCGUCCUGUUCAAGAUCCAGUUCAGUAGCCCCAGCAGGGCCGGGGCAGUUUCCUCAGACAGACCAGUAAGACCACCGAUUUACUUGUGUACGUUCUGGUCCUUGGUGCCUUUCUCUAGGAUUUUUUUUUGAGGAACUUCUUGAUGAACCACCUCGAUGAGCUCUUGUUGUUCCACUCUGGUUUGAUAUCUUACAUCAUGACCUAGGUCUUUAGCUGGAGGGUCCUAUGCCGAGUAAUGCAAACCUGCGAGAGUCUUACGAUCGUCUAAGCUUGUUGCGCAACUUGGCUGACAAAAUAUAGGAGGAAACCUCAUAUAUGUUUUAAUUUGCUACAAGAGUCUAAUAUGUAAAAAUUGAAAUCUACCUUCAAACUAAAAUGGACUUGAUGGAAAUAAGAUUUGUUUUUAUGAAUAAAAGUUAGAUUCAUUAUAAAAAACAAUAUAAAUAAAGUUUUUGCCUGUUAUUUAUCCCUUAUGGGGAAAAAGCUGGGAUUACAGUUCUUUCAUGUGUCACAUUUUUGCAAAAUUUAUUAAGGUGGCAAAGAAAUCGAUAUUUCAUAUAGAAAACGUGUGAAAUGUAAAAAGUUUAUUACUCCCUAUGUUUCUAAAUAAAUGUCAUUUUGACAUUUUUCACACAUAUUAAAAAAGUGGCGAAAAUAUAUGUAAAUUGUUAUUAAUUAUAUCUAUGGCCAAUAGUAUUUGAGAUAAAUAAAAUUAUUUAUAAAAUCAAUGCAGUUUUCAAUUAAUUUUCAGAUGAAAGUAAAUAUAAUUUGCAUUGAAAUUAUUAAACAAUAUUUUUCUAUAACAAAAAAGGUUAAAAUGACAUUUAUUAUAAAACAAUGGAAUAAUUACAGUGUGGAAAUAUAAUUAAGCUUGUGAAUUACUGUAAUCGAAUUAUUACGCAGAGGAUUAUUGGGCCAAAAGUGUUUCUCAACUUCUCACAUCUUUAUUAUAAUCUUAGAACGAAGAUAAGCAUAAUAAAUUAAUUAUUGUAAACAGAGAAAUGCGUUGUAUUUAGCACUUUUUGGUUGGAACAUCAAUGCAUUGCAUUGUAUCUAGCUCAGAAGCAGACAUAAUCAAAUGGUUACUAUGAAUAGAAAAAGUGAAUUGUAUUUGGCUUGAUUUGUAAUAAUUUGAAAAGAGCACUUAUUAGGUAUAAUUAGUAGUCUGAGAGAGAUGGCAAACGGAAAGGCCAAACCAUGUUUGAAUACCAUUUUGGUGUGUAGAAGUUAUAAUGAUCAAAAUUAGGUUUAAGUGGGGCUAUUCAGAGACAGAGAGAGAGAGAGAGCAACUAAUUUAGAUAAAUAAGAUUUCAGAAUAAAUUGUUGAAUGAAAAAAUAAUAUGCUCCGUUUUUUUUUUUUAUGGUGUGGAACCUUAUUCCAACAUUUCUAAGACCUUGGUCGAAGCAUUCUAGCUCUGGCUAAUCUCUGGUCGAACCUCAGGAUUAUUGAGCAAACAAAAAACUCAAGAUUAUUGCUCAUUUCUAGUUCGAUUACCUCUUCGAAGCUUUAUUUUCAGAGAGCCUAUUUGACAUUGGUUUAAUUUUUACAUUCAAGUUAUGCAUUUUCACAUUUAUCCUGCCCCUUAGACCUAAAAUUUUAGAACUAGCAAGUCACUAACUAUGCCUUUCUAGGGUAGUGUACUUACCUUAGGUACUGGCAAGCUCACGCAGCUAAUUAGUUAAACUAUCAAUCAGCUAGUGCAGCUUGUUCAACUAGCAGUCGAGCUAGUUCACCUAAUAGCUCAACUACGUUAGCUUGUUUAACUCGACCAUUUGAUCCCAUAUUUAUUGGGUUAAGUCAUUCAUGUUGUUUAUCCACUACAAGAAAACAGCGGUAUUCUGACGGACGUUCCGACGGAAAAUG
This is a messenger RNA of Brassica napus (rape), 5565 nucleotides long. Its product is annotated as 3-oxoacyl-[acyl-carrier-protein] reductase FabG-like. NCBI's taxonomy places the organism in Eukaryota, Viridiplantae, Streptophyta, Magnoliopsida, Brassicales, Brassicaceae. The record is from RefSeq and is a predicted model, not a curated record. The transcript has 2 exons. Gene Ontology annotation, molecular function: oxidoreductase activity. The coding region runs from base 703 to 1539 and encodes 278 amino acids.